Messenger RNA from Chrysochloris asiatica (Cape golden mole), 1569 nucleotides. It is a transcript of the gene LAP3, whose product is annotated as leucine aminopeptidase 3. The coding region runs from base 1 to 1569 and encodes 522 amino acids. The record is from RefSeq and is a predicted model, not a curated record. Gene Ontology annotation, biological process: proteolysis. Gene Ontology annotation, cellular component: cytoplasm. Lineage: Eukaryota; Metazoa; Chordata; Mammalia; Afrosoricida; Chrysochloridae. Gene Ontology annotation, molecular function: metalloaminopeptidase activity; manganese ion binding. The transcript has 13 exons.
AUGUUCUUCUUGCCGGCUCUUCCGGCUGUCUGCUCAGUCCCUGUAGGGCGCCUGGUCUGGAAGCGUUUCUGGAGCAGGAGUUUCUCCGCCGCCGAGAUGACGAAGGGCCUUGUUUUAGGAAUCUACUCCAAAGGCAAAGAAGAUGAUGUGCCACCGUUUACAAGCGCAGGAGAGAAUUUUAAUAAAUUAGUCUCCGGAAAGCUGAGAGAACUUUUGACCAUAUCUGGACCCCCUCUGAAGGCGGGCAAAACCCGAACCUUUCAUGGUCUGCAUCAGGACUUCCCCAGCGUGGUGGUUGUCGGCCUCGGCAAAAAAGCAGCUGGAGUCAAUGAGGAGGAGAACUGGCAUGAAGGCAAAGAGAACAUCAGAACCGCUGUGGCAGCGGGCUGCAGGCAGAUCCAAGACCUGGAGCUCUCUUCUGUGGAGGUGGACUCCUGCGGAGACGCUCAGGCUGCUGCGGAAGGCACCUUCCUCGGGCUCUACGAGUAUGACGAACUGAAGCAGAGUAGGAAGAUGGGGGUGUCUGCACAGCUCUAUGGAAGUGGGGACCAGGAGGCUUGGCAGAAAGGAUUCCUUUUUGCUUCGGGGCAGAACUUGGCACGCCACUUGAUGGAGUCGCCGGCCAAUAAGAUGACGCCCACCAGAUUUGCGGAAAUCAUUGCACAGAAGCUCAAAGAUGCUAGCGGUAGCACUGAGGUCCACAUCAGACCCAAGUCUUGGAUGGAGGAACAGAAAAUGGGGUCGUUCCUAAGUGUGGCCAAAGGGUCCGAUGAACCACCAGUCUUCCUAGAAAUUCACUACAAGGGCAACCCCAAUGCAAGUGAACCACCACUGGUGUUCGUUGGAAAGGGAAUCACCUUCGACAGUGGUGGCAUCUCUAUCAAGGCUUCUGCAAACAUGGAUCUCAUGAGGGCUGACAUGGGCGGAGCCGCGACCAUCUGCUCCGCCAUCGUGACAGCUGCAAAGCUCAAGGUUCCAGUUAACAUCAUAGGUUUGGCCCCUCUUUGUGAAAACAUGCCCAGUGGUAAGGCCAACAAGCCAGGAGACGUCGUCUCUGCCAAGAAUGGAAAGACCAUACAGGUUGACAACACUGACGCGGAGGGCAGGCUCAUCCUCGCUGAUGCACUCUGCUACGCACACACCUUCAACCCAAAGCUCAUCAUCAACGCUGCCACCCUAACAGGUGCCAUGGACAUAGCUCUGGGGUCCAGUGCCACGGGCGUCUUUACCAAUUCGUCUUGGCUAUGGAACAAGCUCUUUGAGGCCAGCAUCGAGACAGGUGACCGGGUCUGGAGGAUGCCUCUCUAUGAACAUUAUACCAGACAAGUUGUAGAUUGCCAGCUUGCUGAUGUCAAUAACAUAGGGAAAUACAGGUCUGGGGGGGCCUGUACAGCUGCAGCCUUCCUGAAGGAAUUUGUGACUCACCCUAAGUGGGCUCACUUAGACAUCGCAGGUGUGAUGACCAACAAGGACGAGAUCCCGUACCUAAGAAAAGGCAUGACUGGGAGGCCCACGCGGACGCUAAUCGAGUUCUUACUUCGGUUCAGUCAAGAGGAGGCUACAGCUUAG